AUGCCCCUCAACUUCCGAGAUCGAUUCAACGUCCCCGUCCUCAAGAACGGAGAGGAGGUUGCCUACCUCGUGGGUAACUCUCUGGGUCUCAUGCCCCACAAGACCCGAGACUACGUCAACCAGGAGAUGGAUGCCUGGUCCCAGCUUGGUGUCAAGGGCCACUUUGUCUCUGGCAAAGAGGACCUUGGCCAGGACGUCCACCAGGGUCCCUGGUACUCUUGUGACGAACCUCUGCAUGGUCUUGUUGGCCCCAUCCUCGGUGCCUCCGAAGAUGAGGUUGCCAUCAUGAACACCCUGACCUCUAACAUUCACUCGCUCUUCAGCGCCUUCUACAAACCCACCGCCAAGCGAAGCAAGAUCUUGUUCGAGGCCAAGGCCUUCCCUUCUGAUACCUACGCCAUGGAGGCUCAAGCCCGACUCCACAACCUCGAUCCCAGCGAGGCUCUCAUCAAGCUCGCGCCCAAGGAUGGUCUUCACACCCUUUCCGAUGACGACAUCAUCAAGGUCAUCGAGGAGCAGGGUGACGAGAUUGCCGUUGUCUUCUUCUCCGGUAUCCAAUUCUACACCGGCCAGCUCUUCGAUAUCCCUCGAAUCACUGCUGCUGCCAAGGCCAAGGGCUGUGUUGUCGGCUGGGAUCUUGCCCACGCCGCUGGUAACGUUCCUCUCAAGCUCCAUGACUGGAACGUCGACUUCGCUGUUUUCUGCACUUACAAGUACAUGAACUCCGGCCCCGGUGGUAUCGGAGGUCUGUUUGUCCACGACAAGUACGCUGAUGACCAGCGACCCCGACUUGCCGGAUGGUGGGGUAACAACGCCGAGACUCGAUUCAAGAUGCUCGACGAGUUUGAUCCCAUCCGAGGUGCUCGAGGCUACAAGCAGUCCAACCCCUCCGUUCUCUGCGUCCUAGCCCUGCGGGCCUCUCUUGAGCUCUUCAAGGAGGCCGGUGGCAUUGAGAAGCUCCGAGAGCGAUCCAUCGAGCUUACUAACCGACUCCUCAAGGGUCUCCUUGCCUCCCCUCACUACAUUGCACCCGAGAACAUUGAGAUCUUUGGUAACUCUGGCAAGGCCUGGUUCACCAUCAUCACCCCUCAGGCCGAGCACCAGCGAGGAGCCCAGCUUUCUCUGCUGUUUGGUCCCGACGGAACCAUGAAGAAGGUCUUUGACUACCUUGAUGACCAUGGAGUCCUCGGUGACGAGCGAAACCCUGACGUCAUUCGACUGGCCCCUGCCCCUCUCUACAACAACGAACGGGAUGUUGAUCUGGCCAUCAAGCUCAUUAAUGACUCCAUUAACCUGAUUAACGGCUCUGCUUAA
Messenger RNA from Yarrowia lipolytica CLIB122, 1314 nucleotides. RefSeq lists its product as uncharacterized. The record is from RefSeq and is a predicted model, not a curated record. Gene Ontology annotation, biological process: NAD+ biosynthetic process. Gene Ontology annotation, cellular component: cytoplasm. Gene Ontology annotation, molecular function: pyridoxal phosphate binding; kynureninase activity. Lineage: Eukaryota; Fungi; Ascomycota; Dipodascomycetes; Dipodascales.